Messenger RNA from Cryptomeria japonica (Japanese cedar), 2137 nucleotides. RefSeq names its product transcription factor MYB86. The coding region runs from base 563 to 1759 and encodes 398 amino acids. NCBI's taxonomy places the organism in Eukaryota, Viridiplantae, Streptophyta, Pinopsida, Cupressales, Cupressaceae. The record is from RefSeq and is a predicted model, not a curated record. The transcript has 3 exons.
CUAGCAGAUUAAAAAUACUGCCCACGAAAUUUUCGACUUCCCACACAAAUGAUUCGGGGUCCACCAAAAUGGAGCCAACUACUCGUGUGAAAUUAAUGAAGAAAAAUUCUCCCCACCAAUGUUUCAAUCCACCUACUUUCUUAGUGAAUGUUUCUGUCCAUUGCCCCUUCAUUUCUUUCUUCUCUGCAGGUUUUCAGGUAUAAAUAAAAAUUUAAUGUGUUGCUCAAAUCAUUAAAGGAUUUGGAUUUGGAUCUCCACUGUGUGUGGAGUAAUGGGCCGCCUUAUCUGAUCUUCCUGUACUUCCUCUAGUUGUUAUAAUGUUUAAUGAGAAAUUCGGAGGCCCAACAUUUGAAAUUGAUUGAAUUUUCUCACAGAAAGAAUUUGCUAUCUCAUAAUGGCUGAAAGUGGGCGCCUUUAUGCUUUUGGGUGGGUUUACAGUAAAAGUCAGAGAGUGUCAUGAGUUCAUCAUCAAGUUUGAACAAGGAAAAGUAGGGACUGAGGCUUAGUUUGAUAUAUAUUUUCACUAAGGGAGUGAUAAAUUAUUCUAGUAGACUUGAAAGAAAUGGGAAGGCGCCAUUCAUGUUGUCACAAGCAGAAGCUGAAGAAAGGCCUCUGGUCUCCAGAAGAAGAUGAGAAGUUAAUGCAAUACAUUACAAAACAUGGCCAUGGUCGCUGGAGUUCUGUACCCAAGCUUGCAGGUCUAGAACGUUGUGGGAAGAGUUGCAGGCUACGUUGGAUAAACUACCUGAGGCCAGAUCUGAAGAGAGGGACAUUUUCUAGCUAUGAAGAGAACCUUAUCAUUAAUCUUCAUGCGAACCUUGGGAACAGAUGGUCGCAGAUAGCUACACAACUACCAGGGAGAACUGAUAAUGAGAUAAAGAACUUCUGGAACUCAUGCAUCAAGAAGAAGCUCAGGGCCAAGGGCAUAGAUCCCAGCACCCACAAGACCAUUACUGAUGUUCCAGGUAAUUCUGAGGAUAAAUCUGCAGAUCAUCAGCAAACUUCUUCCAAGGUUGAGAAGUAUCCUAGUUUUUCUCAUGAGCCUGCCAAUCAAGAUGAUAUAAAUUCCAUCAAGUCCAAUACAGCUUUCCUACAGAAACAAAUAUUUGGUCUUAACAGCUUUAACCAGGAGGCAGUAUCUCAAGCUUUUAGUAGCCGAACUCCCAACAAAUUAACAGAUCUAAAUCCAGCACCUAGCUGCAGUAACUCAGUUCUGUGGUUGCUAUCAGGCUCAACACAACCUCAAAUUUAUGGGUCUGCUGGAAUUUUCAAUGCCCAAGAAGAACAGCCUACAAUUAACCCUCACAUGAAGCCAAUUAGCUCAGAAUGUGCUCCAUACAAUACAAUGUCAUCCAGCAACUCCAUGAUUAUGGCCUCAACUCAUGCCAUUCCUAGAACUCAUACAACUUGCUUCUCUUCACCACUAUCAGAUAGAAUACUGCCAAUCCAGGAAGAAUUAUCAAAUGAUCUCAUGCAGCACUGUGAUAAUCAAGGCCAAAUCUGGGAUCCAGAGGAGAAAAACCAAUCUCUGAUGGAAAGCAAGAUUAAUUCCUUAGAUGGGUCUAUCAAAUGGUCCGAUUUUCUUCAGCAGCAGAGUUAUGACUCCACAGACAGAGAGAAGGGAAACUAUGGAAUUCCAUGGCAGUUGCAGGAAAGUCCACAUAUGUUCUACGAGAGAUCCACUCCUUCAUUGCAUCAUUCCACUGCAUCUCCUGACCUACAACAUUUUGCUGCUGUUCUGGACGAGAUUCAGCAGUGAAUAUAUUAUUAAUCAAGGCAAAACCAUUACUACUUUCAUCUAGAAGUACAAAUUCUUUGUAGCUUGCAUAUACUCAUGUAACAGGCCAAAAUAACGGAGUUGCCAUAACUGCAUGGUUGUGUUGUUCCAAUUUCAAUAAGCCAUUUUACUAGUCUUUCUUUCAUACUUCUCUCAUUCACUGAUUGAACUCCGACUGGACACAAUUACAAACUAUGUAGAAUAUUACAAAAUACAGUGAGUACACUCUAGAGCUGUCCAGAUAAAAUUAUUUUUGUUACAAGCUUGUUUACCAGAUUCGGUAAACAAGGAUAUAUAUAUAAUGCUUCCAUGUUAUUUUGUGCACAAGUAUAGAUUGAAUGUAUCAAAAUUUCCAAAUCA